Molecule: messenger RNA, 2367 nt
Organism: Closterium sp. NIES-65
Lineage: Eukaryota; Viridiplantae; Streptophyta; Zygnematophyceae; Desmidiales; Closteriaceae
Source: the annotation of a GenBank genome assembly
AUGCUGCGACAAUGCUCUUACUCAGUGACGACAUGCAGCCGCGCAGCGACGGCGCUAUCUCUGCUCCGGGAGAACCGCGACCGGUUCGACCUGGUGAUAAGCGACGUGUACAUGCCCGACAUGGACGGCUUUAAGUUGCUCGAACUCAUCGGCCUCGAACUCGACCUCCCCGUUAUCAUGAUGAGCGCUAACGGCGAGACGAGCGCGGUGAUGAAGGGCAUAACGCACGGCGCGUGCGACUACCUCUUAAAGCCCGUGCGCAUCGAGGAGCUGCGCAACAUCUGGCAGCACGUCGUGCGCAAGCGCACCACUCCGCGCGACGCCGGCGCAAGGGACGCGGACGCCGCCGGCGAGUGGGACGAGGUCAAACCCGGCACGUCCGCGGCUGCUGGGGGGGACGCUGGCGGCGGCGGCGGCGGCGGCGGCGGCGGUGGUGGCGGGCGGGGCGGGAUAAACGACGGGGGUUUCGUGGAGGGGAUGGGGGGCGGAGGCGGAGGGGGAGGGGGGAGGGGAGAGGGAGGCGGGGAGGGCGGGGAUAGUGACGGGGAGGUGGGGGGUAAGCGCAAGAAGGAUGAUGCAGUGGAGGAUGCGAUGAUGCUGAAGAAGGCGCGUGUGGUGUGGUCCAUCGAGCUGCACCAGCAGUUCGUUAAUGCUGUCAACCGACUUGGAGUGGACAAGGCGGUACCGAAGCGGAUAUUGGAGAUUAUGAACGUGCAGGGACUUACUCGGGAGAAUGUGGCCUCGCAUCUGCAGAAAUACCGCCUGUACCUGAAGCGGCUAAGCGGGGUGAACCCACAGCCGCACCCAGUGGCGUCAUUCCAAGCCACAGAAGGCAGUGCGUUCGGGGGAACACUGCACGUGCAGCUACCCGGCUCACGCUCCUCCAAAACCCCUUCCAUGAGCCUCUCUGAUGCGGUUGCUGCUGCUGCCGCGGCUGCUGGUGCUGGGGGCGGGCUGGGCGGCGCUGGUGGGAUUGGGGGUCGAGGAGGAGGGGGAGGGGGAGGUGGUGGUGGUGGCGGUAGUGGGGGUCUUUUUGCAGGGCUUGGCGGGUUGGGUGGUCUAGGCGGGGGGGAUGGUGGUGGUGGUGGUGGUGGUGGAGGAGGUGGUGGGGGUGCUGCUGCUGCGGCUGCUGCAGCGGCGGCAGCAGCAGCGAUGGUCGCUGGUGGGGGUUUGGACGCGUCCACUCUAGCUACAAUCGCACAGAUUCAAGCCAUUCAGCAACAACAGCAGCAGCAGCAGCAGCAGCAACAGCAACGGAGGCAGGCAGGCGCGACAGGUGCCAGCUCCCCAUUGGCCCAUCUGGCUGCUGGAGGAGGGGGAGGGGGCGGGUUCGGGAACGCCGCCACAGCAGCAGCCAUGGCAGCAGGGUUGUUGGGGCCUGCAGCGUCGGGGAUAGGAGCAGGCCACGAGUACGGAUCAGCAGCAGGGGAAGGCGGUGGUGGUGGUGGUGGUGGUGGCGGUGCUGCUGGUGCGGGUGCGGGUGGCAUGGCCGGGAUAGCCCAAGCUCUGGGUCUUCAGAAUCUGUCUCCGUAUGAGCUGAACCUGUUACUGCAAGCUCAGCAGGAAAGCAUGGUGCGACAGAGGGGAGGAGGGGGAGGAGCAGGGGGGGGAGGCAGAGGAGGAGGGGGAGGGGGUGGGGCGGCUGGGCUUGGCGGUAUGGACUCGUAUUUGCAGGCUUUAGCAGGGCAGGUGGGAUUGAUGGGUGGUGCUGGUGGUGGAGGAGGUGGGGGGAGGGGGAGGGGGGAGGGGGAGGGGGGAGGGGGAGGGGGAGGCUCUGCUGCUUCGCCAACACACGCUGGGCUUGCAGGUCUUGCUGGUAUAGCAGGACUGGGCUCAGCGGGUCUAGCAGGGGGAGGAGGCUUGGGAGGGCUUUUAGAAAUGGCUACAGGGGGUGGGGGAGGAAUGGAGAAUGGCGGAGGAGGAGGGGGAGCAGGUCUGCAGGAAUAUGCAGCUCUUAGGGCUACUAUGGCCGCGUCGGGAUUCAAUAUGGGCGGACAAAAUAACGCGGCAGCUUUAAUGAAUUUGGGGAUCUCGCGGGGGGUUGGAGGAGCAGCAGCAGGGGGAGCGGGAGGAAUAAACAGCGGCCUUUUGGAUCCGUCAUUCAGCUCACUAGCAGGUGGGGGGGGAGGAGGUAGAGGAGGUGCAGGAGGUGCAGGAGGUGGAGUAGGAAGGGGUGGGCUGAAUGACCCUAGUCUCUACUUGGCAUCAGAGCUUACAGAGGCUGGGGCAGGAGGGAGGUCUGUGAGGGACGAGUAUGGGUUGGUGGCGCGGGGGUUGGCGUCGCAAGGGGUGGAUAAUGAACUGUUGUUGUUGCAUCAGCUUAUGGGGCAACAACAGGGAGGGAGGAAUGGGGGAAUAACGCACUAG